AUGAGUGCUGAUAAACCAAAAGAUGUGAUCAAGGAGGAGCUGGUGGAACAAGUGAAGAAAUUCGCUUUCUUUGGAGUAGCUGUGAGCACAGUCGCCACUCUUACAGCCAUCGUUGCAGUGCCAAUGUUGUGCAUGUAUAUGCAACAUAUCCAAUCAGCUCUUCAGGAUGAGAUCAAUUUCUGUAGAACUCGAUCCGGAUCGCUUCGUGAGGAGUUCUCAAGGCUCGAGCACAUGCGAAAAGACGAAAAGGAACGUGAGAAGCGUCAAGCUUAUCGCUGUUGCUCUUGCGGUAUUGGCCCGGCUGGCCCACCCGGACAACAAGGAGCUGAAGGUUUAUCCGGAAAUGAUGGACGCGGAGGAGUACCUGGAAAUCCUGGACCUGACGCAGUCGACGGAGAUGCUACUCCGCCAUCACCGGAUGAUUUCUGCUUUGAGUGCCCACCGGCACCAGCCGGCCCUGCUGGACCACAAGGACCUAAAGGAGAAGAUGGAAAUGGUGGACACCCAGGAGAGAAAGGAUUGCCUGGAAGAAAGGGCGCACCCGGACACACUGGUCCCACUGGACCCCCGGGAUUGCCAGGAAAAGAUGGACAACCUGGAUUGCAGGGACCAGCUGGACAAGUGCGAGAAGUGCCUGCACCACCAGGACCUCCAGGAGCUGGAGGAGAAGAAGGACCUAAAGGACCACCUGGAACCGAUGGACGGCCUGGAAAUGAUGGAAAUGAUGGACAAGCUGGGUCACAAGGUGAAGCCGGACAAGAUGGAGCGCCUGGAAAUGAGGGACCACCUGGAGAACCUGGAGAGCCUGGAGAGCCUGGACACAAGGGAUCUUGCGAUCAUUGCCCACCGCCAAGAACCGCUCCCGGAUAU
This is a messenger RNA of Mesorhabditis belari, 870 nucleotides long. The record is from the annotation of a GenBank genome assembly. Lineage: Eukaryota; Metazoa; Nematoda; Chromadorea; Rhabditida; Rhabditidae.